This is a messenger RNA of Scomber japonicus (chub mackerel), 1438 nucleotides long. Its product is annotated as ribosomal RNA processing protein 1 homolog B-like. Lineage: Eukaryota; Metazoa; Chordata; Actinopteri; Scombriformes; Scombridae. The transcript has 5 exons. The coding region runs from base 1 to 1263 and encodes 420 amino acids. The record is from RefSeq and is a predicted model, not a curated record.
AUGAGAGUGACAGAAGCGGCGACAGCGGAGGGCGAGUCAGAAACUCUGCUGCUGGUGGAGGUGAAGAAACAGCCGGCGGUGACUGUCACAGACGAGGACCAACCAGAGGUGGCGGAGGAGCAGCAGACUGAUGUUAUCCAGGCAGUAGAAGCAACAGCUGAGACAGAGGUGUCUUCUGAAGCUGAUGGUGCCACCUCAGGGAAGAAGAAAAAGAAGAAGAAGAAGAAGAAGGAGGAGGGGGAGGGGCUGAAAGCUGAGAUUGAGGACGAGUCACAGGUGAGUCCAGAAGAAGAGAUCACACCUGAGACUGAAGCCACGACCCCCGCCAAGAAGAAGAAGAAAGGCCAGAAGAAGAUGGAGGAAGCUGAGGUUGGAUCUCAGGUGAGUCCAGGAGAAGAAGAAGAAGCAGCAUCUCAAGAAACUGCCGCGACGCCGCUUAAAAAGAAGACGAAGAAGAAGCAGGCGAGCACGCAGGAGGAGGGAACGGAUCAGAAGCCCGACGAUACGACCGUCGAGUCUUCAGCCGCCGCAGAUCAAAGUGCAGCAACACCACUGAAGAAGAAAAGGAAAAAGAAUCUCAAAGAAUCAACAGAAACCACCGAGGUAACACAAGCGACACCAGCGAAGAAGAAGAAGAAGAGUCAGACGCCUGCAGCAGCAGAGGAGGUCGGCAGCGGCGGCGACGAGGAGGAAACCAAGGCGGCCGCUUCCUCCGCCAAACCAGCCAAGAAGAAGAAGAAGAAGAUUCCCGUCACGUUUGAGUACGAGGAGGACGAGGUCGAGGCGGCGAUCAACGGCCUCGCAGAAGAAGAAGAAGCGGAGGUGGAGGAGCUGUCGACACCUCUGAGCUCUAAAAAGACCCAAAAGAAGACGAAGACUCCCUCAGGAUCAGACUUUGUCACCUUUCAGAGCAAAGCCGCCGUCCCCAAGCCGCUGUUCUGCAAGACUAAAAGAAGCCCCGGCACCCCUUCUACCAAAAAGAAGAAGAGCCAAACUCCCAAAUCAGAGUCUAAGAAAGUGACGUUUGGCCUGAAGAAUAAUAAAACAGCUGAGUUUAGGAAGACUGAUCGCAGCCUGCUGGUGAGUCCGGACGGGUCGUCACGAGUGCCCUUUGACCCCCAGCAGAAACCCAAGUGUGGGGUCUUAAAGUCUCCUCCCACACUACGUUCCUCCAGCGUCAAAAAAACACCCAACAGGAAGAAGAGCGUGACGACUCCAAAGAGCACGCCGAAACGCAGAAUGACCGCGGCCGACUUCUUCUGAGACCCCGCGUUUUGACGGACUGCAGAUGCAGACGUGAAGCUCUCUGAACUCUUUCGUAACAGACUGGUUUAAAACAUCCUGUUUUGGAGAGAUAUAAAGAAGUAUUUUUUAUGUUUAUCAGAUGCGAUUUGUCUCUUUGAGUGACAUUUUAAUAAAGUUACUCGAUUUCAGUUUU